Messenger RNA from Cooperia oncophora, 327 nucleotides. The record is from the annotation of a GenBank genome assembly. NCBI's taxonomy places the organism in Eukaryota, Metazoa, Nematoda, Chromadorea, Rhabditida, Trichostrongylidae.
AUGGGUCAUGAAGGCGUGAAACCACAGCGUGCGAUUUUUGUUCGCGAUGGACGAGUAAUUACCACAGGAUUUACUAAGAGAUCCGAACGGCUGUACUCACUCAGGGCGCCGGAUAACCUCUCCCAACCUAUCAUAGAAGAAGAAUUGGAUACCUCCAAUGGAGUGCUGUUUCCUCUGUAUGAUGAGGAUACUGGUUUAGUUUAUCUUUGUGGAAAGGGAGACUGUGCAAUUCGUUACUACGAGGUGAACCAAGAAUAUCCCUAUAUGCACUACAUUAACACCUACACUACCAGUGAACCCCAACGAGCUGUUGGAUUUCCAGAAUAA